Messenger RNA from Plasmodium gonderi, 1338 nucleotides. RefSeq names its product tubulin beta chain. Gene Ontology annotation, cellular component: cytoplasm; microtubule. The transcript has 3 exons. Gene Ontology annotation, molecular function: structural constituent of cytoskeleton; GTPase activity; GTP binding. The record is from RefSeq and is a predicted model, not a curated record. The coding region runs from base 1 to 1338 and encodes 445 amino acids. NCBI's taxonomy places the organism in Eukaryota, Apicomplexa, Aconoidasida, Haemosporida, Plasmodiidae. Gene Ontology annotation, biological process: microtubule cytoskeleton organization; mitotic cell cycle.
AUGAGAGAAAUAGUUCACAUCCAAGCCGGUCAGUGUGGUAAUCAGAUAGGUGCUAAGUUUUGGGAAGUCAUAUCCGAUGAACAUGGGAUAGAUCCAAGUGGUACCUACAGAGGAGACAGUGACUUGCAAUUAGAAAGAGUUGAUGUAUUUUACAAUGAAGCAACUGGUGGUAGGUAUGUACCAAGAGCCAUUUUAAUGGAUUUAGAACCCGGUACUAUGGAUAGUGUUCGUGCAGGACCAUUUGGUCAAUUAUUUAGACCUGAUAACUUUGUAUUUGGUCAAACAGGAGCUGGGAACAAUUGGGCUAAGGGACAUUACACCGAAGGUGCAGAAUUAAUAGAUGCCGUUUUAGAUGUAGUUCGAAAAGAAGCAGAAGGUUGUGAUUGCUUACAAGGAUUUCAAAUUACACAUUCGUUAGGAGGUGGUACAGGUAGUGGUAUGGGUACCUUGUUGAUCAGUAAAAUUCGAGAAGAAUAUCCUGAUCGUAUUAUGGAAACCUUUUCUGUAUUCCCAUCACCAAAAGUAUCAGAUACAGUUGUUGAACCAUACAAUGCAACCUUAUCUGUUCAUCAAUUAGUAGAAAAUGCUGAUGAAGUUCAAGUUAUAGAUAAUGAAGCCUUGUACGAUAUUUGUUUUAGAACAUUAAAACUAACAACUCCAACAUAUGGUGACUUAAAUCAUUUAGUUUCAGCGGCUAUGUCAGGUGUUACAUGUUCAUUAAGAUUCCCAGGUCAAUUAAAUUCGGAUUUAAGAAAAUUAGCUGUUAAUUUGAUUCCAUUCCCACGUCUUCAUUUUUUUAUGAUUGGAUUUGCACCCCUAACGAGUAGAGGUAGUCAACAAUACAGAGCCUUAACCGUACCGGAGUUAACUCAACAAAUGUUUGACGCAAAAAAUAUGAUGUGUGCAAGUGACCCAAGACAUGGAAGAUAUUUGACUGCUUGUGCCAUGUUCAGAGGAAGAAUGUCAACUAAGGAGGUAGAUGAACAAAUGUUAAAUGUGCAAAAUAAGAACUCUUCUUACUUCGUUGAAUGGAUUCCACACAACACAAAAUCUAGCGUUUGUGAUAUUCCACCAAAGGGAUUGAAGAUGGCAGUCACAUUCGUAGGAAAUUCUACAGCUAUUCAGGAAAUGUUCAAGAGGGUGUCAGAUCAAUUUACAGCUAUGUUUAGAAGAAAGGCAUUUUUGCAUUGGUAUACUGGAGAAGGUAUGGACGAAAUGGAAUUCACAGAAGCAGAAUCAAACAUGAACGACCUUGUUUCAGAAUAUCAACAAUACCAAGACGCAACAGCUGAAGAAGAAGGAGAAUUUGAAGAAGAGGAAGGAGACGUCGAAGCUUAA